AUGGGUGGGUUCUUCCGGGAGCCAGGCUCCUGGCUCAGCUCUUCUCCAGAGGAAGUCGGAAGUUGCCAGGAGUUCUGUGCCUUGGCCUCCGCUGUGAAGAGAGCAAGUCAGCUCAGCAGCACCAUGGAUGCAGUGACGUAUAAUGAUGUGCAUGUCGACUUCACUCAGGAGGAGUGGGCAUUGCUGGAUCCUUCACAGAAGAAUCUCUACAACAAUGUGAUGCUGGAGACCUAUCUGAACCUCAGUGCUAUAGGCAUGAAAGAAGUUAUACAGGAGACCAAUCUUCUCAAUGGACUCUAUGUGUUAAUGCAUUUGCAUGUCAGAGUCAUCUUCAAAGGUAUGAAAGAAUUCAUACUGGAAAGAAACUCUAUGAAGGUAUUCAUUAUAGUGAAGACUUUGCAUGUCAUAGUAGUCUCCAAAUACAUCAAGGAACAUGUACUAGAGGGAAACCAUAUGAAUGUAAGCAAUGUGGUAAAGCCUUUGCUCGUCCCAGUCAUCUUCAAAUGCAUGAAAGAACACAUACUGGAGAGAAACCCUAUGAAUGUAAUCAGUGUGGUAAAGGCUUUGCACAACACAGUCAUCUUCGAAUGCAUGAAAGAAUACAUACUGGAGAGAAACCUUAUGAAUGUAAUCAGUGUGGUAAAGCCUUUGCUUGUCAUAGUUCUCUUCAGUUGCAUAAAAGAGGACAUACUGGCGAGAAACCCUAUGAAUGUAAUCAUUGUGGUAAAGCCUUUCCUCGUCUUGGUGAUCUUAAAUUGCAUAAAAGAAUACAUACUGGAGAGAGACCCUAUGAAUGUAAUCAAUGUGGUAAAGCCUUUGUGCAAUACAGUCAUCUUCGAAUGCAUGAAAGAACACAUACUGGAGAGAAACCCUAUGAAUGCAAUCAGUGUGGUAAAGCCUUUCCCCGUUACAGUCAUCUUCAAAGACAUGAAAGAACACAUACUAGAGAGAAGCCCUAUGAAUGUAAUCAGUGUGGUAAAGCCUUUGGUUGUUACAAUCAUCUUCAAAGACAUGAAAGAACACAUACUGGAGAGAAGCCCUAUGGAUGUAAUCAAUGUGGUAAAGCCUUUGUUUGUCUUGGUGAUCUUCAAUUGCAUAAAAGAACACACACUGGAGAGAAACCCUAUGAAUGUAAUCAUUGUAGUAAAGCCUUUGCACAACACAGUCAUCUUCAAAGGCAUAAAAGAAUACAUACUGGAGAGAAGCCCUAUGAAUGUAAUCUGUGUGGUAAAGCCUUUGCAUGUAACAAUGGUCUUCAAAGACAUGAAAGAACACAUACUGGAGAGAAGCCCUAUGAAUGUAAUCUGUGUGGUAAAGCCUUUGCAUGUAACAAUGGUCUUCAAAGACAUGAAAGAACACAUACUGGAGAGAGACCCUAUGAAUGUAAUCAAUGUGGGAAAGCCUUUUCUCGUCUUAGUACUCUUAAAUUGCAUAAAAUAACACAUACUGGAGAGAAACCCUAUGAAUGUAAUCAAUGUGGUAAAACCUUUGCCCAUUACAGUUAUCGUCAAAAACAUGAAAGAAGACAUACUGGGGAGAAAACCUAUGAAUGCAA
Peromyscus eremicus (cactus mouse) is the source of this 1555-nucleotide messenger RNA. Its product is annotated as zinc finger protein 844-like. Bases 1 to 1440 code for a protein of 479 amino acids. The record is from RefSeq and is a predicted model, not a curated record. Gene Ontology annotation, biological process: regulation of DNA-templated transcription. NCBI's taxonomy places the organism in Eukaryota, Metazoa, Chordata, Mammalia, Rodentia, Cricetidae. The transcript has 3 exons.